AAGAUGACUUUGGGCAUAUAAACGUAACAGAUUACCAUAGGUACCUCUGAUAAAUCCCAACCGGAUUACCCAAGUGGACCCUCAUUCCAUGGCUAUGUUCUCCAGCCAAAUGACUACCACUCCUUUCUCAGUGCGGGACAUUUUGAACCUGGAGCAGAAUCAGGAGGACAUGGUCUCCCUAGACAUGUCUCAGCGGCUGGACAGCGCCCUUAUUCCGACCUCAUCCUGCAUGCUGUCCACUUUCAAACAGGAACAGUUCAUGGAAAUGCCAUCCGGAGCCUCUCUCUUCAGCGAAGACCUUCAGGAGGACAAAGGCAACAAAAACAACUCUCUUAACUUCAGUGCGUCUGGCUUUUACGCAAAGAGCUUCCUAGAAAUGGACUAUGCUAAAGACGCAAAGACGGACGACACAUUUGAGGACAAAGAGAAAAAAGACAUCGGCUGUUCUCAGGAAGACCCGGGUGAAGAUCUGAAGCUGGAUGAUGCGGAGCGGCCCAAGCAGAGGAAGAGGAGGAAGCCUCGAGUUCUCUUCUCUCAGGCGCAGGUGUACGAGCUGGAGCGACGCUUCAAGCAGCAAAAAUACCUCUCUGCACCAGAGAGAGACCACCUAGCCAAUGUUCUCAAACUCACCUCCACACAGGUCAAGAUCUGGUUCCAGAACAGACGAUACAAGUGCAAGAGGCAGCGACAGGAUCAGACUCUGGAGAUGGUGGGCAUCGCGCCUCCGAGACGCAUCUCUGUGCCGGUUUUGGUUCGGGAUGGAAAACCGUGUCUGGGAGACACGUCCACUUACAACACCUCAUACAAUGUGGGGAUCAAUCAUUUCACCUACAACACCUACCCUGCCUUUAGUAAUUUCCCGAGUCCAGGCAACACGAACUACUCAUGCAAUUAUCCGUCGAGCAUGUCCAGCAUCCAGCCUUCACAGUCCAACAGCAACUACAUGAACUUUGGUGUUGGGGAUCUAAAUAACGUCCAGGCUUCAUUUCAGUCUAGCAGUGGGGUUCCUUCACUACAUGGCAUCAGAGCUUGGUGAACAAAGCUACAUUUACCGACAGCAUUCAUCUUUCUGUGGACAUUUACUUUCUAAUUAUAUAUUUGAUGAUGAAUAUUAAUGAUUAUUGAUAAAUGGUUUGGCUGGGAUGUUUUUACUCUAUCCGAUGUACAAGAGACGUUCAUUUUAAUGUCUCUGCGUACGCAUCGUUUCUUUCAAAAUAUAAAAACAAAACUUUCUGAAUAAUUUGCUUGCACUUAAGUUAAAUUAUGAGAUUAACAGCACGUGGAAAAUGUAGGUAGAUUAUUUAUAUUUUCACCAGAUGUAUGAUGAGGCCUGUGUUUAAAUCUCGUGCGAAGUUACCAAGUUCUUUCUUUCUUUUUCUUUCUUUCUUUCUUUCUCAUUUUUUUUUGCAAAGUUUGAUGAAUAAAGACCAGUGUUAUUGAUUGUAACCACAGUGCAUCAAUGAUUUUUUACCUAUUUUUUCCUUUGUGCGGAAAGUCAGCUACAGCACGAACACGGAUCCGACUUUACCUUUUGUUAAAAAUAGGCUUUGC
Molecule: messenger RNA, 1551 nt
Organism: Danio aesculapii
Lineage: Eukaryota; Metazoa; Chordata; Actinopteri; Cypriniformes; Danionidae
Gene: nkx2.5
Product: NK2 homeobox 5
Exons: 2
Coding region: 89-1036 (315 amino acids)
Biological process (GO): cell differentiation; regulation of transcription by RNA polymerase II
Cellular component (GO): nucleus
Molecular function (GO): RNA polymerase II cis-regulatory region sequence-specific DNA binding; DNA-binding transcription factor activity, RNA polymerase II-specific
Source: RefSeq, a predicted model, not a curated record